This is a messenger RNA of Pipistrellus kuhlii (Kuhl's pipistrelle), 3642 nucleotides long. RefSeq names its product fibroblast growth factor 14 (gene FGF14). Gene Ontology annotation, molecular function: fibroblast growth factor receptor binding; growth factor activity. Gene Ontology annotation, biological process: positive regulation of cell population proliferation; positive regulation of gene expression; animal organ morphogenesis. The transcript has 5 exons. Lineage: Eukaryota; Metazoa; Chordata; Mammalia; Chiroptera; Vespertilionidae. The record is from RefSeq and is a predicted model, not a curated record. Gene Ontology annotation, cellular component: cytoplasm. Bases 894 to 1652 code for a protein of 252 amino acids.
AAGCAUCUCACUGGUGACGGGUCUGAAAGCACGUGGCUACGUCAUGGAAAGCCAGUCUUUUCAAUGCAAACUUCAACUCCUCCUCCUCCUCCCUCUCAUGCCAGUAACUCACAGCCGAGACUGGGCGAGGAAUCCGGAGGGGAGGCUUUCCUCAUGCUCACCGCGGCCGGGAACUGGGAGAGUGAGCAGCGGGAGGAGGGGGCUCCGGGGCGCUCUCUACCUGCUACCGGCCUGACCAGGGGAGGGGGCGCCUCGAUUCUGCAUCUUUUCUUCGCGCUGAUUUGAGAACUGCAGGGUCCAUCUGAUCCCACUGGGCACUGGCGAUUGAUUUAUAAAACCAAACCCCCCCCCCAAAAAAAAUCGACCCUGGAAGGCUGUGUCUUCGGCUGUCAGACUCCAUCCCGGAGGUGGUAUUGGCUUGUGAGUGUGUGUACCGGUGGAUUUUUUUUCUUUUUUCCUUUCUUUUUCCUUUCUUUCUUUUUUUUUUUCUCUCUCUCUCUCUUUUUUUUUUCCUCCCCCCGCUUCUCUCCUAGGGACUACACAAUGGCAGUCUUCUCUCACUGAGAUGAAUCCUGCUUCGCCUUCUGCAGACCCACCCAUCCUCAUAGCGAUCAAGUAAAGGCUAUGGUUUUCUCUUUGGGGAUCUUUUGUGCAUUCCUGUUCUCCCCGAUCAGUUCUGAGCUCAGGUGGGAUUUCUUCGCUUUUCUGUUUGGCUUCGUGCUGAAAAAGGACUUUCCCCCCAGCCCUUUGGUCAUAACCCGGUGGUGAUCAGGAGAGAGAGAGAGGAAUCCUUCAUCCUGGCCGAGAAAAAACAAUCCCUGAGAAGUCUCAAAGAAACAUACCACGUGAGGGGAAGAAACUGGGAGAAGAUUCGGAAUAUUAUCGCUUUUCCUAUGGUAAAGCCGGUGCCCCUCUUCAGGAGAACUGAUCUCAAAUUAUUAUUAUGCAACCACAAGGAUCUCUCCUUUCUCAGGGUGUCUAAGCUGCUGGAUUGCUUUUCGCCCAAAUCAAUGUGGUUUCUUUGGAACAUUUUCAGCAAAGGAACGCAUAUGCUGCAGUGUCUUUGUGGCAAGAGUCUUAAGAAAAACAAGAACCCAACUGAUCCCCAGCUCAAGGGUAUAGUGACCAGGUUAUAUUGCAGGCAAGGCUACUACUUGCAAAUGCACCCCGAUGGAGCUCUCGAUGGAACCAAGGAUGACAGCACUAAUUCUACACUGUUCAACCUCAUACCAGUGGGACUGCGCGUUGUUGCCAUCCAGGGAGUGAAGACAGGGUUGUACAUAGCCAUGAAUGGAGAAGGUUAUCUCUAUCCAUCAGAACUUUUUACCCCUGAAUGCAAGUUUAAAGAAUCUGUUUUUGAAAACUAUUAUGUAAUCUACUCAUCUAUGCUGUACAGACAACAAGAAUCUGGUAGAGCCUGGUUUUUGGGGUUGAAUAAAGAAGGGCAAGUUAUGAAAGGAAACAGAGUAAAGAAAACGAAACCAGCAGCUCAUUUUCUACCCAAACCAUUGGAAGUUGCCAUGUACCGAGAACCAUCUUUGCAUGACGUCGGAGAAACGGUCCCGAAGGCUGGGGUGACGCCCAGUAAAAGCACAAGCGCGUCUGCAAUAAUGAAUGGAGGCAAACCAGUCAACAAAAGUAAGACCACAUAGCCAGAUCCUCACAGGUGUUGUGACUUACUGGUCCCGAGCACAGCUGAGUGAUUUAUCCUUGCCAGACAUUUCUGCUCCUGUGGCUGAGGAGCAGCUGGAAGUAAGCGGAUGCUUGCUCUCUGCUGUCUCGAACUUCUUGGGUGCAAGAGGAUGAAUCUCAACCUGUUGCACCUCCCACAACAAGAAGACACCUGGAUAACCAGCUAAACUCAGACCAUGGAAUGCCCUACCAGAUACGGAAUGCCUUUUUAAUAUCUUUUCUGUGACUGUGACACUUCAUGUGAAUGACAUACUUCACAAGUACACUCGAGAUACCUUGCCUGCUGACAGCUACCCAUAAUCCUUUUUGAGUCCUGUUUCAGCAACAUCCAUGUGUUUAAGUUCACUUUUGUAGCAUUCGGAUACUAUUGAGUAAUUUCUAGUUAGAAGCUGUAAAACCUGUGCUAUUAUGGAUUUCUCUUCCUCCCGGUUUUUACAGGGCUGCGCGCUCCACUGUCUGUGACCUUUUGCAGGGAUUGUGCUCCUCCAAAUCUUAAACGUUGCAGUUGGCUUAGUUCGGAGAGCGAUCAGGGAAUCAGGAAGCCUUCUAAACCUAUUAUUACAAAUUGCAUCAUAAAGAUUAAAAGUGUUGUCUGUGGCUCCCACUAUCAAUUAAACACACAUAUACGGUCUGUUCAGUGGCAGGUCCUGUGCUCCUGACGUCAGCGUUGCUGGGGGCGAGAAAAGGGUCAAACACAGUCUGUGGGGAGUUCUCCAGGAUAUGUGUUUGACACGCCUCUCUAGUUUCUUUGUGUGUGUGUAUGUGUGUGUUUUAUACAUAUCACAAGCUUACUGGUAAUGGUAACAUUUGCCUUGCCCAGCGAGCAAGACCCACUGGUUUUUGAGAAAGUGGGUCCAAAGAACUCUGUAGGCCUUGUAGGCCUGAUUAAGGUUCAUUUUUUUUUCAUCUACUAAUCCUCAUUAUUUGGAAAAAGAGAGAAAAAAACAACAACAAACAAACCAACAACAACAAUUACAACCUACAAGAGUGCGCUACCUAAAUCCAUUUCUGAUGUAUAAUCCUUCCUAUUUUUAACGAACCAAACUUAUUGCCAUCCGGGUUUUGGCUGUGUUCCACUCACACUCAGCAGAGCAUGGGCAAGGCGGCUGUUGUGUUCUUUUCUGAAGCAGCAAAGCAAACCUUAGUUACAAAUUAGACUUUAAUAUUUUUUGGUGUUUAACGACAAGUUUUUAAACAGGACACAUUAGGAAAUACUAUUUUUUUUUAGCUCAGCAUGCUGAGUCAGGUACUGUGUAUUUCACCAGUCCAUACCUCUACCUCAGCUUCUUGGGGCCCAAGUUGCCCAAGGGCUGGGAGAGAGGUGCCUUGCCAUGAGCUCAGAAUGCAGUCUGUCGAAUUGUUCUAGAUCACAUUAAAGGCAAACCAACACGUUCAGGCAUCAGGUUUUCGGUCCGUUCAACCAAUCUGCUUUUGUUUUCUUUGCUUUCUCAAUUUCCUUUUAAAUAACUCUGAGCUUAGGGAAGACAACUAGCAAGAAAGGCCAUGACUAUUGACUACACAGUGAAGAAACUACACAAAAUGUUCAAUAUUGGAUAUAAAGAGUUUCAAAAUGUUUAAUACUAAACUGUUUGGAAAUAUAUUUGUUAACUCUGUGUAUACAUAAUAAAAUUCAAUGUUUUGUUCUCAGAAGAGUUAAUUGAGACCAAACUGAACCUCAUUUAUAGAAAAAAGUAUAUGUGGGAUCAUUAUCCUGGCCUCUUGUUAUUAUUUCCAUGUGGGAGGAUGACCUAGUCGCCAUUUACCCACAUUUGCACUGUAUUUACUGGGAAAUUAUUUUGUCACUGCUUUUCUAAGUCUCCAUGACAGCCCUUGCCCAGCAUUUUAAAAUAUUGUCCUGCUUAGCUUAUUAAAGAUUUAGUAUAAAUUUAACUGUUUAUGCUUAUUUCAUUUUCAUAUUGGAUUCCAUUUUAAUAAAAUUAAAAGUUAGCA